GACGCAGCGCCAGUGUCGGAGGGGCUGAUUCGCUAUGAAGAGAUCAAGUUCGGGAAGCAGCUCGGCGAGGGCAGCUUCGGCAUGGUCUACCAGGCCGUGUGGAAGCACGACGACGUCGCCGUCAAAAAGAUCAAGGACAAGCUGCUCCGUAAGAAUGCCGAGGCCGCAAAGGUCGAGUUCAUCAAGGAGCUCAAGCUGCUGCGCUCGCUCACAAAUCGUCACGUGGUGCAGUGCUUUGGCGGUCACGCGUCCGGAAAUCACUUCUUCAUCGUCACUGAGCUCAUGGAGCGCGGCUCCCUCGCGGACUGCCUCGACAAGCACGCAGACGAGUUUGCGUGGGCACGCCUCGGAAAGAAGGUGCUGCUUGGCGCCGCCAAGGGCCUGCUUCACAUCCACAGCUGCGAUAUGGUGCACUUUGACAUCAAGCCGCUCAACGUGCUCAUCAACGAACACAACACGGCAAAGCUCGCCGACGUGGGUCUGGCCAAGAGGCUCACGACAACUGUCACCAAGCCCGGCGGGUGGACGCCCGCAUAUGCCGCGCCGGAGAUCCUCAACCGCGAGGGCGCCAACCAGAAGAGCGACAUUUUCUCGUUCGGGCUGAUGAUAUGGCAGGUUUAUACGCAGCUCAACAGCCAAGUCUCGGCGACAAAUGCGACGCCGACCCGCGCUGGCCGGUGGCGGGGAUCCUCACGGGCGCCGGCACCACACACGGUGCUUGCCGCCGACCGCGCCGUCUACUCGGGCCUGAUCACCCGCUGCUGGCAGCAAGACCCGGCGAUGCGGCCGAGCAUGCAGGAGGUGGCCGCC
This is a messenger RNA of Emiliania huxleyi CCMP1516, 810 nucleotides long. RefSeq lists its product as hypothetical. Gene Ontology annotation, biological process: protein phosphorylation. The record is from RefSeq and is a predicted model, not a curated record. NCBI's taxonomy places the organism in Eukaryota, Haptophyta, Isochrysidales, Noelaerhabdaceae. Gene Ontology annotation, molecular function: protein kinase activity; ATP binding. The transcript has 3 exons. The annotation marks the transcript as partial.